AUGCAGGCAUCGGAUCGUUAUUUGAGGAUGGAGAGGGCUGUGAGGGAUGAAAUGAAUAUGGAGGAAGAUGCAGACGAGCUUUACGAGAAAGGUGUGGACAAGUUACUGAAGUGGUUGGUGAAUGCUGCGGAGGUAAAAGCAACUGUUCAUGAAAUCACAAAAAGGUUUUUGGAUGCAGCCGCCGAGGAAGCGAGGAACCCAACGACGACGAGCGCACCGGAGAAACUGGAGGGAUGCUACAAUUCUGUGUACAAUGCGAGGUGGAGCCAUGUGGUGGAAGUUUCUGACGGCGAGGGUACGGGAAUGGAGGCGAAGGAGGGGGAACCACAGCAGACAUGGGAUUACAAGAAAGUUGACGACACUCUCAAAAAGGAUGACGGUGUGGAGCAAUCCGGUGCACCGCGUCCCAGGCUGUUGGUUCUCACCUCGGACAAGGCAUGGCCGUACUCGUGGGCGGGGAGUGAACAUAUUUGUGACUGCUAUGUGGACUGUGAGGUGGAUCGAGUGUGGCAGAUCGUCAAGGGCGAUCUAACUAAGUGGUUCAGCAGUCACGGUAAGGCCGUGUUUUCGCCUAAGAAGCGUCUCGUGAUUGGGACGCCCGGGAUCGGGAAGUCAAUGAAUGCCGGCUCGUACCUUUUCUACCGGCUGCUGCAAUACGAUGUGGAGAAACUCCCAAUGGUUGCGUACAUUAUUAAGAAUUCAGUAUACCUGUUUGACAAUACUAAAAAAACGGUAUCAGAUUGCGGGAGCGAGGAGGUUUUCGUGGAUCUUUUGAAAGAUUUCACUCUACGUGGUGUGAAGGGUUAUAUUAUCUACGAUG
Molecule: messenger RNA, 820 nt
Organism: Trypanosoma cruzi
Lineage: Eukaryota; Euglenozoa; Kinetoplastea; Trypanosomatida; Trypanosomatidae
Product: retrotransposon hot spot (RHS) protein, putative
Exons: 1
Source: RefSeq, a predicted model, not a curated record